UCCUGCGGGCCGUGAGGCGCCUCGUGUCGGUGGAAUCCAGACACCAGUCUCCUCUUGACUGUGAUCUGCAAGCCAGUUGCUUGCGCUAACUGGAUUUUGUACUCUAACCUGUAAAAGUGGUAAUGAUAAUAGUGUUUACCUCAUAGAAACCUUAUGAAGAUUAAGUGAUGCAAUUCAUGAAAAGCUUUUACAAUAACACCUGGCACAAACAAAGCAAUGACAGCCCGGGUGCUUGUAAUAGGCAGCGGAGGAAGAGAACACACACUGGCCUGGAAACUUGCACAGUCAAAUCAUGUCAAGCAAGUUUUGGUUGCUCCAGGAAAUGCAGGCACUGCCUCCUGUGAAAAGAUUUCAAAUACUGCUGUCUCAGCCAGUGACCACAUUGCGCUUGCUCAGUUCUGCAGAGAUAGCAGCAUUGAUGUCGUUGUCGUCGGACCUGAAGCGCCUCUGGCUGCGGGAAUUGUUGGCGACCUGACAUCUGCAGGGGUGCGAUGCUUUGGCCCCACAGCAGAAGCAGCUCAGUUAGAGUCCAGCAAAAGGUUUGCUAAAGAGUUUAUGGAUCGACAUGGGAUCCCAACUGCAAAAUGGAAAGCUUUCACCAAAGCUGAAGAGGCCUGCAGCUUCAUUAUGAGUGCGGACUUCCCUGCUUUGGUUGUGAAAGCCAGUGGUCUUGCAGCUGGGAAAGGGGUGAUUGUUGCAGAGAGCAAAGAGGAAGCCUGCAAGGCUGUGCAGGACAUCAUGCAGGAUAAAGCUUUUGGAGCAGCUGGAGAAACAGUUGUCAUUGAAGAACUUCUCAAAGGAGAAGAGGUGUCUUGUCUGUGCUUUACGGAUGGAAGGACUGUGGCUCCUAUGCCCCCAGCCCAGGACCACAAGCGAUUGCUGGAAGGAGACCAGGGCCCCAACACAGGGGGGAUGGGCGCCUACUGUCCAGCACCACAGAUUUCUAAGGACUUGUUAUUAGAGAUCAAAAGUACCAUACUUCAGAGGACAGUGGACGGCAUGCAGCAGGAGGGUGUGCCGUACACAGGUAUUCUCUAUGCGGGUAUCAUGCUGACCAAAGAUGGCCCAAAGGUCCUAGAAUUCAAUUGCCGUUUUGGUGAUCCAGAGUGCCAAGUGAUCCUCCCACUUCUGAAAAGUGAUCUUUAUGAAGUGAUUCAGUCCACCUUAGAUGGUCUGCUCUGCACAUCUCCACCUCUUUGGCUUGAAAACUGCGCUGCAGUAACUGUUGUCAUGGCAAGUAAAGGUUACCCUGGAGACUACACCAAGGGUGUGGAGAUAACAGGGCUUUCGGAGGCUCAGACUUUAGGCUUGGAGGUGUUCCAAGCAGGCACUGCCCUAAAAGAUGGCAAAGUGGUUACUAGUGGAGGGAGAGUCCUGACAGUGACCGCCGUCCGGGACAAUCUCCUCUCAGCCCUUGAGCACGCCAAGAAAGGAUUAGCUGCUGUGCAGUUUGAGGGAGCCGUUUACAGGAAGGACAUUGGCUCCCGGGCGGUGGCUUUCCUCCAGCAGCCCAGGGGCCUGACUUACAAGGACUCUGGGGUAAACAUUGCAGCUGGAAAUAUGCUCGUCAACAGAAUUAAGCCUCUAGCAAAAGCCACCUCCAGACCAGGCUGUAAUGUUGAACUUGGAGAUUUCGCUGGUCUUUUUGAUGUAAAAGCAGCUGGCUUCAAGGAUCCUCUACUGGCUUGUGGAACUGAUGGUGUUGGGACUAAACUAAAGAUUGCCCAGCAGUGCAACAGACAUGAUACCAUUGGUCAAGAUUUGGUUGCCAUGUGUGUGAAUGAUAUUUUGGCUCAAGGAGCAGAGCCCCUCGUCUUCCUUGAUUACUUUGCCUGUGGAAAACUUGACCUUACUACCACUGAAGCUGUUGUUACGGGAAUCGCUCGAGCUUGUCGAGACGCUGGGUGUGCUCUGCUGGGUGGAGAAACAGCAGAGAUGCCUGACAUGUACCCUCCUGGGGAGUAUGACUUAGCCGGCUUUGCUGUGGGUGCCAUGGAGCGCGAGCAGAAACUCCCUCGCUUGGACAAAAUCACUGAAGGGGACGAUGUCAUUGGAAUAGCUUCUUCUGGUCUUCACAGCAAUGGAUUCAGCCUAGUGAGGAAAAUCGUAGAGCGAUCUUCCCUCCAGUACUCCUCUCCAGCCCCUCGCAAUUGUGGUGACCAGACCUUAGGGGACGUACUUCUGACACCAACCAGAAUCUACAGUCGCUCACUGUUGCCUGUCCUGCGCUCGGGACAUGUCAAGGCCUUUGCCCAUAUUACUGGUGGAGGACUCCUAGAAAACAUUCCCAGGGUCCUCCCUCAGAAAUUCGGGGUGGAGUUAGAUGCCCGGACCUGGAGGAUCCCCAGAAUCUUCUCAUGGUUACAGAAGGAAGGACACCUCUCUGAAGAAGAGAUGGCCAGGACGUUCAACUGUGGGGUUGGAGCUGCCCUGAUAGUAUCAAAGGACCAGACCAAGCAGAUUCUCAGGGACCUUAAGCAGCUCAAGGAAGAAGCCUGGGUGAUUGGCAAGGUGACUGCCUGUCCCGAAGGUUCUCAUGUGAAAGUCAAGCAUCUGAUUGAAACUAUAAAAAUAAACGGAUCAGUGCUGGAGAAUGGCGCCCAGCUGGGGAACGGGACCCUGAAAAACCAUUUGUCUGUCCAGUCAGAAAAAGCAAGAGUGGCUGUCUUAAUAUCUGGAACAGGGUCAAACCUUCAAGCGCUCCUGGAGAGCACGCAGGAGCCGAGCAGCUCUGCGCGCAUUGUCGUUGUUAUCUCCAACAAAGCUGCAGCAGCCGGGUUAGGAAAAGCAGAGAAAGCAGGAAUUCCCACCAGAGUAGUUAAUCAUAAAUUAUAUAAAAGUCGUGAAGAAUUUGAUGAUACAGUUCACCAAGUCCUUGAAGAGUUCUCCAUAGACAUAGUCUGUCUUGCCGGAUUCAUGAGAAUCUUGUCUGGCCCCUUUGUCCGGAAAUGGAAUGGGAAAAUGCUCAACGUCCACCCAUCCUUACUCCCUUCUUUUAAGGGUUCAAAUGCCCAUGAGCAGGCUCUGGAAGCUGGAGUCACAGUAACUGGAUGCACUGUGCACUUUGUAGCUGAAGAAGUAGAUGCUGGACAAAUUAUCUUACAAGAAGCUGUUCAAGUGAAGAGGACUGAUACCGUUGCAACACUGUCUGAAAGAGUAAAGUUAGCGGAACAUAGGAUCUUUCCCAGAGCUCUAGAGCUGGUGGCCAGUGGAACUGUACGGCUUGGAGAAAAUGGCAAGAUCUGCUGGGUCCAGAAGGAAUAAGAGCCAGUUUUGAAAAAAUGUUUGCAUAGUAGCUUUAUCACGGAUUCAGCCUUUCCAAAACAGAUUCUAAGCAGGAGAGUGUGUGCAAACAUUGUAAAAGGAGGAUCCCCUCUGAGCGCAAACGGCAGCAGUGCAGAAGCUCCCGGUGCUACUGUUUUGUGUUGAAUGAACUUAGGCCCCCUCUGUGUCUUCUUUCCCGUCUCCUGGUGAAGAAAUCAGGUGGUGUUCCACCGACCUGAACUCCCGCUGGUCGGCGCUGUCAGCGAUCCCACUGCCCAGUGUCCUGUGCAGAGUCCAUGCCGCUUUUAACCCUCUAUAAUAGUUGUCUGUGCUCCAUAAUCUUUAUAGUGCCAUGUGUUUGUAGCUUCGUAGCUUAUUUUCAUGACUAAGGUAGUGAUGACUAAGGUAGUGUUAACUAAGUUUUCCAAAGACAGCUGAAGAACUGCACCCCCUUCUUUGGCAUGGUCAUUUAAGCAAAACUGACGCCAUGUUCCCAGGCUUGGCUGGCCUCGCAGGCAGGCUUUUGGGUUUUUACUUGUUAAGAACAUUCUCAGUCGUCCUCAGGCCAGUCAUUCAGAAUUCCUUUCCCUUUUAGUCAAAGAAGAUAGCCAAUUCUUAGUCCUCUUUGUUUUUCGUAGCUGACCACUCCAUUUUUUCAGCUACAUGUUUGUUCUCUAAUCUCUGAAAAGCUAGCCAGUUAGUCUAAUGAGCUAAUCUCUUUCCCCAUGUUGUGCACCAGAGUCAAACAGAACUUUACAUGUCAGUCAUACUGUCUGUGUUCCUCACUAUUAACUGAGGCAGCUGCCUGUCAUGUAGUUGUUUUGAUAAUGUGAUGUGCUAUGAACAAUUCUUGGCAUGGAGUGGACACAAAAGAUCUGCAUCUAUUUCUGAGUUCCUCCUGUUUUGAUUUGUUAUUCAGUAACUCCAAUUUGAACACAAGAUACAUCGAGAGCGGUAAUGACGCAUGUCGGCAUGUCGGAAGUGGCAGCAAGGGGGCGUUCAGAUACAUCACUUCACAUCGGGCCCUUGGUUUUAAAAACAGUUCACUCAUGUCUUCUGGAGACUUCACUCAGCCUGGAUAAGCACCUAUUACAUCAAUGUCAGGCAUUGUCCAUGAAAUCUGUAGAGAGGAAAAUGUUACUGGUUGAUCCAAUCACAUACUAUAAUAAAAAUAGAGGCUGGUACCAGGAUAUGGUGGGGAAGGGGAAUCAGAACUUAUGACAAGAAAUAAAAUUUCCCAGGCCUGCCUUUAAUAUUAAUCUCCACUUAAAGAAACAUGAGCUGCAUAUCUUGGGAUAGGGGGAAUAAAAAUGUGUCUGAAGUAGUUUGAUUACCCAAAAACUUGAAAAUAGCAGGAAUGACAAGCGGACAAAGGAGGUGGCUUACAGGGAGUCCCUACAAUGCAGUGCGUGAAGAAUUGAGUCUUGCUUAAAUUGCUGAGUUUGUAGAUGGUCGUCAGUUCAUGGUACUCAAAGAUGAAAAGCCAUUUAAGUUA
Condylura cristata (star-nosed mole) is the source of this 4759-nucleotide messenger RNA. RefSeq names its product phosphoribosylglycinamide formyltransferase, phosphoribosylglycinamide synthetase, phosphoribosylaminoimidazole synthetase (gene GART). The transcript has 23 exons. Bases 217 to 3264 code for a protein of 1015 amino acids. The record is from RefSeq and is a predicted model, not a curated record. NCBI's taxonomy places the organism in Eukaryota, Metazoa, Chordata, Mammalia, Eulipotyphla, Talpidae. Gene Ontology annotation, cellular component: cytosol. Gene Ontology annotation, molecular function: ATP binding; phosphoribosylglycinamide formyltransferase activity; phosphoribosylformylglycinamidine cyclo-ligase activity. Gene Ontology annotation, biological process: adenine biosynthetic process; 'de novo' IMP biosynthetic process.